GCGUGGUCAACGAGGGAGGAGGAGGGCAGUUUAGUUGCCAGCAUGGCGUUUACACUGUAUACGCUUAUCCAGACAGCUAUWCUUUGUACUAAUGCUAUCGCUGUGCUUCAUGAGGAGAGGUUUCUCAGAAAAAUCGGCUGGGGUGUAGAUCAAGGAGUUGGAGGUUUUGGAGAUGAUCCAGGAGUCAAAGCUCAGAUCCUGAAUCUCAUCCGCUCAGUUCGGACUGUCAUGAGAGUGCCUUUAAUAAUCGUCAACUCUGCAUCCAUCAUCCUGUUGUUGCUCUUCGGUUGACCACCAGCUGUGGAUACUAGAGGAUUAAACACCUGACAAAGAACCACUGAAACCCACAAACCUAUGCCAUCACACAUUAAACAAUUUGUCAUUUAGGACUUCUGUUUUUUGCAAGUCAAUAUGGGAGUUAGGAUUUUUCAACAGGAAGACCAGAAAACAGAAAAAAAAAAUAUUUGCAGAUGCAAACAGAAGAAGCAUUUUGUUGUUAGUCUACACAUGUCUUGAGGAAAUUUCUUCUCUUUGUCCAAAAAAAAAAUGGAAAAAAAGAUUAUCUUUCUUAAAGUCAUAACACACGGUGACAAUUCUGUCUCUGUGCUGCACAGAUUAGGUUUAUAACAAGCUUCAGGUUAAAAUGACAGGAGCCUGUUUGGAUGAUGGACAGACUUGUGCCAUAUGUUGAUAAAAAGGUGCUUAAAAGUCCAUGAUGUUUGGACUUUCCAUCAAWAAAUUAUAUUAGAAUCAUAUGAUUUUGGCAAUAUGUUUGUACAUACAGAUAAAGAAACCAAUAGGAAUUUAUUUUAAUUUAUUGUUUUUUUUAAUUCCAUCUGUAUUGUUGAUUAACAGUUGAUUAGCACUGUAUUUAUAACAGGAAUGCUCCAGACCUCGUCAGGGCUGUUUUCUUCAUUCAGUGUGUAAAAUGUUGUGAUGUUUAUUUGCGACUGUAAGGAAAAAAAACACAUAUUUUCAAAUACAACUCAGACAAAUGUAGUUUAAAAGUUUAUACUACCUCAAUGCUUCAGACAUUGAGUUGUGCUGUUGUUCUGACUUAAAUGCAAAAUAUAAUUUCAUGAAUUUGU
Austrofundulus limnaeus is the source of this 1088-nucleotide messenger RNA. It is a transcript of the gene ier3ip1, whose product is annotated as immediate early response 3 interacting protein 1. Bases 43 to 291 code for a protein of 82 amino acids. Gene Ontology annotation, cellular component: Golgi membrane; endoplasmic reticulum membrane; COPII-coated ER to Golgi transport vesicle. The record is from RefSeq and is a predicted model, not a curated record. The transcript is spliced from 3 exons. Gene Ontology annotation, biological process: endoplasmic reticulum to Golgi vesicle-mediated transport. Lineage: Eukaryota; Metazoa; Chordata; Actinopteri; Cyprinodontiformes; Rivulidae.